Molecule: messenger RNA, 348 nt
Organism: Prorocentrum cordatum
Lineage: Eukaryota; Dinophyceae; Prorocentrales; Prorocentraceae
Source: the annotation of a GenBank genome assembly
AUGGAACAGGUGAUCGACUUCGUGAAGCGCCACCUUGAUUGCGACCGCGCCAACCAGGUCGUCGACCUCCCAUGCGCGGUUGCCCGCGACCGCCUGGAGGUGAUCGGCCUAAUGAAAGACCUCCUCGCUGUGCAGGUCGACGGGGCGGUUUCAGACUGGAGGCUAGUUCCACAUCACGCCAUGGACGCACAUGACUCGACUAGCCGAAGCCACGGUGCAGCGACGGAAAGCAUCGGGAGGGACCCCAGCAGCACCUUUAGCUUCAUGGUCAUGGGUGACGUCACUCUGAUGCAGGGCGGAAGCGCUAGUUCUUCAGUCUAUCCUGCGCAUAGCCCUUCUGCCCCAUGA